UGUGCUCUUGUGAAUGUGUCGGGACGAGAUCUGGUAUAUGGUUGCACACCCACGCAGCGAGAUCCGCUGGCUCGGCGAGAUCCUAUCCCCCGGAUCUCAGUGAGCGAAAGCCUCUGAUUCGUUGUCUACGCAUCGAAUUCAUAGAAAAAAAGUCCCCCACUUUGUUUUUCAACUUGGAUCUCAUUUUGACUAAUAUUGUCUGUGCGUGUGAGGUGUAAAGCUUUUGAAAAUUGAUACCACGUCGCGCUAGCGUCGCCUACACACAGCAGCUCAGUGUUGCCAAAGUAGGGAAUUUUUUGUAGACCUAGGGAAUUUUUCUCUAGCGUAGUGCUUGGACUCCUGGGCUGUUCCCGCUUCCUUAUCCUCUUCACAAACUCCUGGAAUGUUCAUGUUCAUGUUCUGUAGGAGUGAUGUUUUGUUGUGGCCACUGCAGUCAGAAUUUUCAGAAAAGAUGUGCAUUUAUGGUUCACGUUUCAAAGUGCAGAGAAAGAGACAAGGUUGCAGCUGAGUCCAAAGAUAGUUCAGAUAGUUCAUUGAAUUAUGACUCGGACAAGGAUCCCCCUUGGAGUCCCUCUGGGAGUGAAUACUCUUCAGACUGUGAAUCGCCAUUGACACAAGAGCAGUUGAAUGUUGUAACUGAAGCAUGUAACUUCCUUACUGAUUGGGAUCCUGAUGAGUUUGAAGAAGAAGGCUCAGCUGGUGGGCAGUCUACAAUUGCUUCUGGUGCAGGCCAAUCUACCAUCUCAGCUGGUGCUGAAGAAUCUACUGGUGAUGGGCAGUCUACAAUUGCUUCUGGUGCAGGCCAAUCUACCAUCUCAUCUGGUGCUGAAGAAUCUACUGGUGAUGGGCAGUCUACAAUUGCUUCUGGUGCAGGCCAAUGUACCAUUUCAGCUGGUGCUGAGGAAUGUACUGGUAGUGGACAGUCUACUAUUGCUUUGGGCGCAUGCCAAUCCACAAUUUCAGGUGGUGUAGAGGAAUCUGCUGGCGGUGGGCAGUCUACCAUUGCUUCUGGCGCAGGCCAAUCUACCAGUGCUUCUGGUGCAGGCCUAUCUGAUGGAGAGAACAUUAAUGUAAUGGUUGCCAAAAAAAGACAAGAUGGAAAGAGGAUUUGGGACAAAAGAGAUUCUUGUAUUUUUUGUGAUUUACUAGUCACAAACUUCAUAAGACAUCUAACAAGGAACCAUUCUGAAGAAAUGAAAGUUGCCGAAAUUUUAGCUCAACCCAAAGGUUCUGCAAUGAGGAGAUCUAUGAUCGAAAAGCUCCGAAAGAAAGGAAAUUUCAAUUAUAACACAAACGUUCUGAGAGAAAAAUCUGGUAAUAUUAUUACCGUACAAAGACCAACUAAUGAUUGUAAUAUUGAAAAAUAUCUCCCAUGCAAAUUAUGUCUGGGAUUUUUUUCCAAAAAUCGACUGUACCGACACAUGAAAGACUGCAAAGAAAACAGUGGAAAAGAAAGCUCUAGGAAUGCGCAGAGUGCAGGUCAAGCCUUAUUGGUAGUUGCUAACUUUUCAUGUUCAGACAGCUUGAAAACAAAAAUUUUUCCUAUUAUGAGAAAUGACAAAAUAAGCAAAACUGCACAGGAAGAUGAACUUAUAUGUGAAUUUGGGUUGAGGUUGCUCAAACAACAUAAAGAACAACAUGUAAAACCAAUAAUAUCCCAAAAGAUGCGAGAAUUAGCAAGACUGAAGAUAGAACUUCUAACAAAUAAGCCAACAGCAAUAGACAAGUCAGGUAAAAUUAAAAAGCUUCAAACACUUGAAGACUAUUUAGACCCUGACUUUUACAAUGAUGUAGUUAAGGCGGUUAACACAAUUGCCGGAUUCAAUGAAGAAAAUGGUAAAUACAAAGUGCCUUCAUUGGCCUUGAAACUAGGGCACUCCCUUAGGAGCUGCUCCGAAAUCAUUGAGUUCAAGGGUACAACAACAAGUAACGAAUAUUUACGAAAGAGAGGAAAGAGGUUUCAUCAGCUUUUACCCAAAAUGUGGAAGUAUGAUGUAUCUUCCAAUGCAUCAAAAACUUUGAGUACAGCAAAGUGGAAUAAACCCACAAGAAUUCCCCUUGCUGAAGAUUUGAAACAACUUCAUGAUUUUAUAAUAAAAGAAGAAAAGAGUUUGUAUGACCAAAUGAAAAAGCUUCCUUCUGAAAGUGUAUGGAGGGAACUAGGAAAAAUAUCUUUAGCCCACAUCAUUCUACUGAAUAGGAGAAGAUCUGGCGAAGCCCAAAGAAUUGAGGUUGCUCAUUACCUAACUAUAAAUAACCCCAAGACUACUUCUGACAUUGACACUCUGUUAACAGAAACUGAAAAAAAAUUGUGCAAGACAUGGGCUAGAUUUCAAUGUCGAGGCAAAAGAGGCGCCCCUGUCCCUGUUCUCUUAACUGAAGGGAUGAGAAAAAAUAUGGAACUGCUUAUGACAACAAGGGACAUAGCAAACAUCUGUAUUGAAAAUCCAUAUUUUUUUGCCAUACCAAGAACCAAAAACAGUUGUUUUCGAGGUUGUGAUGUUCUAAGGCAUUUUGCUAAACAGUCUGGUGUGCAGUACCCAGAGCUGAUCAGGUCCACCAAAUUGCGUAAACAUGUAGCAACAAUGUCUCAACUUCUGAAUUUGUCUGGAAAUGAGAUUGAGUGUUUGGCUACAUUUAUGGGUCAUUCUGUCAAUGUUCACAAAGAAUAUUACCGGCUCCCAGACGAUGUGGGCCAAGUAGCCAAAAUAAGCAAGUUACUACUAGCUUUAGAAUCAGGUAAGUUGAAAGAAAUGAAAGGACAAAACUUUGAUGACCUUCAAGUUGACAUGGGCAAUGAUAGCUUAACAGAGUCAGAUGCUAGUGAUCAUGAAGAUGAGGGGACAAGAAGUGUUGAGAUAAAUGAAGAUCAACCUUUGACAUCUCAAACUUAUGAAGCUGACUCAAACACUUCAUCCCCAGAAAAUAAAAGUGAAAGGCCUCAUGAUGGACAGUCUACCGUUGCUUCUGGUAGAGCCAACACUAGAGUGAAGAAACGUAGAGUUACUGUUGUAAGAAAGAUGUGGUCCCAAGAAGAAACCGAUGCUGUAGUAAGACACUUUCAAAAACAUAUAAUCAUGAAAAAGGUUCCAAACAAAGAAGAAUGUGACCGGUGUUUGGAAAAAGAAGCUUGUUUGAGCAAUAGGUCAUGGUCUAACAUUAAAUAUCAUGUGAAAAACAUGUUUAAUAAACUGCGUUGAAAUGCAAUUAAUACCUUAAUCUGUGCAUACAUUAUCAAUUUUUUCAUCAAAUUCCCACAAAUAAGAGAGCUUCAAACUCCUCCCAAUUGCUUCAAUUUCCUUCAAAGAAAUUCUAUUAUUAAAAAACAGUUUUCCCUUUAUACUGUUUCAACUUGUGAAGAACCUAACUAUGAAUGUUGUAGUUUUUAAAGCUUAAACUCAACUUCAAACUUAUUCUAAAACAAUAUCUAAAUAUUUUUAGCAACGUUUAUGCACGUGAUGUCGAAAUAAAAUACAUGAUAGGCCUAAACCUUUUUUGCUAU
This is a messenger RNA of Nilaparvata lugens (brown planthopper), 3502 nucleotides long. RefSeq lists its product as uncharacterized. The transcript is spliced from 4 exons. Lineage: Eukaryota; Metazoa; Arthropoda; Insecta; Hemiptera; Delphacidae. The coding region runs from base 411 to 3200 and encodes 929 amino acids. The record is from RefSeq and is a predicted model, not a curated record.